Messenger RNA from Aspergillus aculeatus ATCC 16872, 795 nucleotides. RefSeq names its product Yae1 family protein. The record is from RefSeq and is a predicted model, not a curated record. Bases 1 to 795 code for a protein of 264 amino acids. The transcript has a single exon. NCBI's taxonomy places the organism in Eukaryota, Fungi, Ascomycota, Eurotiomycetes, Eurotiales, Aspergillaceae.
AUGGAAAACACUCUAGACGACAUCUUCGGCUCCUCCCCACCCCACGACGCCCCCGACCACAACCACCACCACCACACUCCCGCUCCCGCAAACGAACCCUCCGACCUCCCCUCCCUCCGCCGCCAACACGUCACCGCCGGCUACCGCGACGGCCUCGCCGCCUCCAAAUCCACUCAAGUGCAAUCCGGCUUCGACGCGGGCUUCCCCAUCGGCGCCCAGCUCGGCAUGCGCGUGGGCACGAUCCUGGGGAUCUUGGAGGGGGCGAUCCGCGGGCUGGAGCAGCCGACGCGGAAGGGGGUCCGCAAACCCGGUGGCAGUGCUACUUCCAGUCCCGGUAGCGCCAUGGGCAGGCAGGGUCCACCGGUGGCUAAAGAUAAAGGUGUCGCUGCGACGGUGAUUGGGUUUGAGGAUUUCCCGGCUGGCGAGGGUGUGGGUGUGGGUGGUGGUGGUGGUGGAGGUGCUACGGUUACGGCUACGGCUUCGGCCACGACUACCACUGAAGCAACAGCGGAGGAAACGCCCCGCGAGAAGAAACGCGCCGAACUGCUGGGGCUGUAUCGUCGGGCGGUCCGGGAGUUGGACAUUCGGAAGGUGUUUGAGGGGGUGGUUUCUGCGGAUGAGCUUCCAGGUCAGGGGGGUGACUUUACGUCCGGGACUGGGGCCCAGCCGGACCUGCCGGAGACGAAAUUGGCCCGCAAGGCGGAGGAGGUGAUUUCCGGGUGGGAGCGGCGGGUCCAGGUGGCGCUGUGGGAGGAGAAUAUGGAUGCGUUGGAGUUGAAGGAGUUGUCGGGUUGA